This is a messenger RNA of Aspergillus viridinutans, 1977 nucleotides long. RefSeq names its product putative C6 transcription factor. Gene Ontology annotation, molecular function: zinc ion binding; DNA binding. Lineage: Eukaryota; Fungi; Ascomycota; Eurotiomycetes; Eurotiales; Aspergillaceae. The record is from RefSeq and is a predicted model, not a curated record. The transcript has 3 exons. Gene Ontology annotation, biological process: DNA-templated transcription. The coding region runs from base 1 to 1977 and encodes 658 amino acids.
AUGGAAGCCAAUACCACGGUCGCCCAGCGCCUUGUCCCAAUUGCUCCUGCGCCAGCUAGGGCACCCUGCGUCGACCUGGCAGACUUGACACAAUGCCCUUCAACUGCCAAGCUUGUCAAAGCAAAGCUCCAGUGCAUCUACCAGGCUCCACUGCCGCGGAAGAGGAAGCGAAGCCAUUCCGAAGAUGUGUAUGAACGUCUAGCACGGUACGAGCGCAUCUUGCAGGAGAACAGUCUUCUCCCUACGGGUUCUACAUCGACCCCAUGCGGCAAGGAGACGGAAGCGUCGUCAAUCAGUACACGGGACCCAACCCCAGUGCAACCCGCUAGGUCUGGUAAACUCCUUUCCGCCGAGGGCAAGUCUCGCUAUAUUGACAAUGUUCUCCUCCUUGAAGCUGGAGAGGGCGACCUGUGUGAAUUAUCCGAUUCCGACCACGACGACUACAACGAUGACACCGGAGCUGAUGAGGGCACCCGGACUGGACUUCUGGGUGUCCUCGCAGCACAUACAGUCUCUGGGGCGAUACUUGGAAGCACCCAGAGCCUCACUGGCCAACAUCCCAGCUAUGAGGAGGCUACGAAGCUCUGGAGUGUCUACGUGCAAAACGUUGACCCCCUUUGCAAGGUCCUUCAUGUUCCGUCUGUCGCAAAAAUGGUCGACACAGUCGCAAAACAACCUGCUGCGGCCUCGAAGACUGACGAAUGCCUGCUUUUUGUUACCUACUAUUUCGCCGUUUUUUCCAUGGCAGAUGCCGACUGUUUGCAAGCGUUCAACCAGACAAGGAACCAUUUGAUGUCGAGAUAUCGCGAUGCCGGUACUACCGGCUUACACUCUUUUUCUCGUUGCCAUGCGCACGCAGAUCGAUUCUCACACGUUUUGGAUUUGACAGGCAUUGCAGUUCGCCUCGCACAACGCAUGGGGCUCCACCGUGAUGGUGAAAACCUGGGAUUGCCACCAUUUGAGGUCCAGAUGCGACGGCGGCUCUUUUGGCAACUGCUUCCACUGGAUGGCUAUGCGGGCCAAGUUUGCGGUACUGGGAUCUCGAUAUCGCCGAAUAGUUGGGAUACCAAGCAACCGCUGAACAUUAACGAUGAACGGAUCUUCCCCGGCAUGACGCAGCAGCCUCAAGAGCAACGAGGCGCCUCGGAAAUGAUUUUCUGCUUGUCGCGGAUUGAGCUGUCCAAUUUCUAUACGCGAACGGGUGUUAAAAUGAAGGAAAUCGGUGGUACGAUUCAAUUCAGGGAGGCAGAGGACAUCAAGAGGCUCAUUGACGAGGUCGAAGAUCUCAUCGAGACAAAGUUUCUUCGAUACUGCGAUAUCCUGAACCCCUUGCACCUUUUCACCACGGGAAUCGUACGAUCUGCCACCAAUGCCGUCCGAUUGCGUGCUCGAAUGCCACUGUUGCUGAAGCAAACCAUUACCGACGCGCAAAGGAGGGACCUCCGCACUCUCGCAGAAAAGAUCCUCGAUACAAAUAGCGCCAUCUACGGCAAUCCCAGCAUGAAGAAGUUCCGGUGGCAGAUGCAAGCUUUCUUCCUGUGGGAUGCCCUUCUUUGUAUCCUUCUUAGCCUGUCAGAAGUCGGCUUCUACUGGACGUCGGAGCUAAAUACUACCUGGAACAAGGUUGCAGAAGUCUAUUCGAAUCACGAAGAACUUAUCAAGCGCAAGAGAACCCUGCACGUCACCAUUGGUAAGCUAACUCUCAAGGCCUGGCUCGCGAAUCCACCCAGUAAUUCGUCCCCGGAGCCGGCUUUCAUAACCGCGCAGCGCGCACAACACGAACGGAAAGUCAAGAGGCCGCAGGAGAGCGUUGAUGAAAUGGAGGAAACCGACAAGGUUGCGGACGGUAUAUUUGCUUGUGAUGAGCUUUUUCGCGACAUUGAUGGAACAGGCUUGGAUCUUAGGAGUGGCUUCACUCUCGACUCUUCAGAUUGGGUGGUUUGGGAUCAGCUGUGUCGAGGGACAAGUCUGGGCUGA